ACGCAGAAGCCGAACCAGAGAGUUAGAAGUGUGUAAACGAAUAAGUCGCAAGGUGUCUUCAUCGAAUUUGCUCGUGAAAUCGGAAAGAAAGUCACCAUGUCUGAUAGAAAGGCUGUGAUAAAAAAUGCUGACAUGGCUGAAGACAUGCAGCAAGAUGCUGUUGACUGUGCCACACAGGCUCUGGAGAAGUACAACAUCGAGAAAGAUAUUGCUGCUUUCAUCAAGAAAGAGUUUGACAAAAAGUACAACCCAACCUGGCACUGCAUUGUUGGACGCAACUUUGGGAGCUAUGUAACUCAUGAAACCAAGCAUUUCAUUUAUUUCUACCUUGGACAGGUUGCCAUCCUGCUCUUCAAAUCAGGCUAAACACCAGAAUGAUGUUGACUGAAAUUAAGCAGAAGUGUUUUCCUUGACAUCUUUUAUUCCACAGCUGAAAUUUCUGAAAAAAAUCCUCCAUCUGUAAUCUGUGUAAGGUUGAAUUAAGAAUACUUGUUUUUGAAAUCAAAGUGUUUCUUCGUGAAUGCAAAUUCACAUUUUUGCCAAAUGUGUUUUACUGUUGAUAUUACAGAGUAGAAGUUUUUAAUUUUGAUAUCAUUGUGAAGAAACACAGAUCUUACAUUGACAGUUUGACAUUUUUUUCAUUGAAGUUGACAUCAUGAGUUCAAAAGAUUCAGCAUUAGACUAAGAACAGUUAACAAAUUGACCAAAGAAUACAUUUGUUAAUGUGCAUGACAAAACUUUUAUGUAAGUAUGUUUUUGUUUGUGGUUGGGAUGAUGAUAGGUUUGUUGUGAUUCAGGUAUGUUGCAUAUCAAAGUAUAAUGAACCUUUGUGGUUUGUAUAAAUUUGUGAAAGAAAUGUUAGGUUGAUUAGUGAGUUUCAUUCAUGCGAGAUGUUAGUAAAUACCAAAGACCAGUUGAAUGUCAAGAUAUUGUCCCAGUCCCAAUAAGUGAUGCACCUGUGUGCUUUAUUUUUUAUUAAUUGUGCCAACUCUGCAUUUAGGGUUUUUUCUUUGUUCAACAAUAAUUCCAUUUUGUGUGAAGUCAUCUGUGUAAUUGUUUGUACUAUUAUUUAAUUUGGUGCUUUAAUAUUGAGUGUAUUUUACAAAGUCUAAAUAAACUGUUGUUACUACAAA
Messenger RNA from Ylistrum balloti, 1133 nucleotides. Its product is annotated as dynein light chain 2, cytoplasmic-like. The transcript is spliced from 2 exons. Gene Ontology annotation, molecular function: dynein light intermediate chain binding; dynein intermediate chain binding. Gene Ontology annotation, cellular component: cytoplasmic dynein complex. The record is from RefSeq and is a predicted model, not a curated record. The coding region runs from base 97 to 366 and encodes 89 amino acids. Gene Ontology annotation, biological process: microtubule-based process; cilium assembly. Lineage: Eukaryota; Metazoa; Mollusca; Bivalvia; Pectinida; Pectinidae.